CUCUCCCCUAAACAUCGGAGCUCUGUUUGCUUGGACUUUGCAGAGACUCUCAGAAUCGUCUCUGUUCUCUCAUUAGUUUAAGUAUGAGGCUUUGCUCCCGGAAGUGCCAAUGGUCUCGCCGUCGUCACUUUCCGGUAGAAGCGAAGCCAAUGAACUCAAACUACCUGAUCAAUCGAGUCACAUACGCGCGAUGAUGAUCCGCUUGAGCGCUCUCUAUCAUUUUCUCUGUUUUUGUCUUCUUCUUCGUCUUCUUUGGGGGCUAUAUGAUGAUGAUACGUUCGAAGUCAGUGGACCAGACGUUGAUGACGCUCUGUUUCUUGGCGUGUUUAAUUUUGAUUAAUUCUGUCAACUUCUGGAAACUUUUGUUCAAUUGGUAGAAGAAUCGAAAUUAGAUAGAUCUCAGAGCAGCACUAGAAGCAGUAUCUGAGAAAAGGUCUAGGCUUUGAAUAUGUUGAAACUUAGUAAACCAUAUUCUUUCUUCUUAGCUAUUGGAAUGGUUAUUACAGCAAUGUAGGAUACAUCAGUGUUUUGUUAGAAAAGUAAAUUGUGGGCCUAAAACCAUUAAAAGAAUGAAUGAAACAAUUAUGAAAGUGGUCAACUUUGGGAACAAAGUUUGUGCCUUUGUGGUGCUCAAAGUUGACAACAACAAACUGAUGUGAGUUGUAUCUUGUUUUUGAUCAAGAUUGUGACUUUUGUGGUGGGAUUAUUCCAAUUAAUCAGGUUAAGUCUACCUAGGUUCUGUUGUGUGGAAUUAUUGGUGCUGAGGUCUCAAUUAAUUUGAGAACUCUUAUCAGAAACUAGUCUAAGAUAAUAAAGUGGUUUCUUUUUUAUUUCAUAGCCUCAUUGGUAGUAUAUUCUUUGUUGGACCUUUUUGUGUUUUGGCAGUAUUGCUUUGGGAGAAACUAACUGGAUUUUAACUAAAUAUUGUUAAACCAAAGUUUGUUUUCUUGGAGAUUGAGCUUAGCUUUGUUUGGAUCAUACGGCCACUUGUGUGAGAGUUUGAUUGAUUGUGAAGUCUUUAUUUUUUGUGUCAUCAUCAUGCUUGAUAGUUAAGAGAAAGGGAGAGGCAGAAUCAUCACAAGUUCUGAUAAAGGACAAAACCUUUUCUGAUGCAACUCACGUUUUCACUCCACAAGCUCCAAAAGAGUUUACUUGGGAAAACAAAAGUUUGACGAAUGCAAAACCAAUUUUGUUAGCAUAAGACCAAACCCAGUAACCCACUUCUUCUUCUGCCUCCUUGCGUGUAUUUGAGUUACUCUUGUUUUGAGAGAGAGAGAGAGAGAGAGAGAGAGAAAAUGUCUGCUUGUUUGUGUCUUGUGUUCCUGUUCUUCUCUAUUGUUGCAGAAGCAACGUAUUCUCCCGGAGGUUUCCACCAUCUUUCUUCUCUAAGACAACAGAAAAAGGCUUCUAAGUCAAAGCAAGAGUUACCUUUUGAGACUCGUUACUUCCCUCAAAAUCUUGACCACUUCGGUUUCACACCAGAGAGCUACACAGUCUUCCACCAGAAGUACCUCAUCAACAGCCGUUUCUGGCGCAAAGGUGGCCCCAUCUUUGUCUACACCGGAAAUGAAGGAGACAUCGACUGGUUUGCUUCCAACACCGGUUUCAUGUCGGAUAUUGCUCCCAAGUUCCAGGCUCUUCUUGUUUUCAUUGAACACCGGUUCUAUGGAGAAUCAACGCCAUUUGGGAAGAAGUCGCAUAAGUCAGCUGAGACAUUGGGUUACCUAAGCUCUCAGCAAGCGUUGGCUGAUUAUGCGAUCCUGAUAAGAAGCUUGAAGCAGAAUCUAUCGUCUGAGGCAUCGCCUGUGGUUGUCUUUGGUGGCUCUUAUGGUGGAAUGCUUGCAGCGUGGUUCAGGCUCAAGUAUCCCCACAUAACAAUCGGUGCAUUGGCAUCCUCCGCUCCAAUACUUCAUUUCGAUAACAUUGUGCCAUUGACGAGCUUCUAUGAUGCCAUUUCUCAGGAUUUUAAGGAUGCAAGUAUUAAUUGUUUCACAGUCAUCAAGAGAAGCUGGGAAGAGCUAGAAGCAGUUUCAACUAUGAAAAAUGGCUUGCAAGAACUCAGCAAAAAGUUCCGAACUUGCAAAGGCCUUCAGUCUAAAUAUUCAGCCAGAGAUUGGUUAAGUGGAGCAUUUGUUUAUACAGCCAUGGUUAAUUAUCCAACUGCAGCUAAUUUCAUGGCGCCACUGCCUGGUUAUCCCGUGGAGCAGAUGUGCAAGAUCAUCGACGGGUUCCCUCGAGGAUCCAGUAAUCUUGACCGUGCCUUUGCUGCUGCAAGCUUAUACUACAACUAUUCGGGAUCAGAAAAAUGCUUCGAGAUGGAACAACAAACUGAUGAUCAUGGGCUCAAUGGUUGGCAAUAUCAGGCGUGCACAGAGAUGGUGAUGCCAAUGAGCUGCUCGAACCAGAGCAUGCUCCCUCCGUACGACAAUGACUAUGAGGCAUUCCAAGAACAAUGCAUGAGUACAUACGGAGUCAAGCCUCGACCCCAUUGGAUCACCACAGAAUUUGGCGGAAAGAGAAUAGAGACAGUACUGAAGAGAUUUGGAAGCAACAUCAUAUUCUCUAAUGGAAUGCAGGACCCUUGGAGCCGUGGAGGGGUUCUGAAGAAUAUUUCAAGCAGUAUCGUCGCGCUUGUGACCAAGAAAGGAGCUCACCAUGCGGAUCUGAGGGCUGCUACAAAAGAUGACCCAGAGUGGCUGAAAGAGCAGAGGAGGCAAGAGGUUUCCAUUAUAGAGAAAUGGAUCAGUGAGUAUUACAGAGAUUUAAGAGAAGAAGAGCAAUAGGAGCUAAACAAAUAAAGAAAUUUAUGUGUACUGUGUUUUUGAUUCAGUUCGUGUAACAAAGUAAAAACUUCACCAGGAAUUUGUAUUCCCUCAUACAAAUAAUCUCAUGUUUGUUUCUCUAUGGGUGAAUUCUGUAACGAAUGAACAAAUAGUGCCAAUCUUGAAAAAUGUUUAUUGCACUAAAUCAACCAA
This is a messenger RNA of Arabidopsis lyrata subsp. lyrata, 2975 nucleotides long. Its product is annotated as lysosomal Pro-X carboxypeptidase. Lineage: Eukaryota; Viridiplantae; Streptophyta; Magnoliopsida; Brassicales; Brassicaceae. The record is from RefSeq and is a predicted model, not a curated record. Gene Ontology annotation, molecular function: dipeptidyl-peptidase activity; serine-type exopeptidase activity. Gene Ontology annotation, biological process: proteolysis. The coding region runs from base 1296 to 2783 and encodes 495 amino acids. The transcript is spliced from 10 exons.